UCUUCGUGUUCCUUCAGACAAAAACAAAAGGCUCAAACUUGCUUUCAUCUCGCCCCUGUUGCGCUUUCCUUUUCUUUCCUUUUUUUUUCUCGAUCUGUAAUUUCCAAAAAUCUAAAGGGAAAUAAAAAAUUGGGGAAAAAUGAGUAAAUUCUGGGCUUUUCUCUCCGGCGUUCAUGUCCUCGCCGGGCCAGCGUUGAUGUUGCUGUAUCCUCUAUAUGCGUCGGUGAUAGCAAUGGAGAGCCCAUCAAAAGAAGACGACGAGCAAUGGCUUGCUUAUUGGAUUUUGUAUUCACUCCUCACUCUCUCUGAACUUAUCCUCCAAUCCGCUUUAGAAUGGAUACCGAUAUGGUACACGAUGAAGUUAGUGUUGGUGGUCUGGUUGGUUAUGCCGCAAACAAGAGGAGCCUCUUUCAUAUACGAACGGUUCGUGAGGGGGCAGUUAAUGAAGUACGGAAUUAUACCAACCAAAGACCGUAAGACAAGGUAAAAUUUUUACCAACACGGUAAAAAAAAUCUUUAUAACGCUAUUUUUUUCUUCUAUGUUCUGAAUUAUUAUAUACGAGUUGUUCUUGUGUUUCUCUUAAUUAAUAUGAACGUUUUUGUCAAUUGGACUACCGAAUAUAUACUAGGAGACUUUAUAUU
This is a messenger RNA of Tarenaya hassleriana, 642 nucleotides long. RefSeq names its product HVA22-like protein e. The transcript is spliced from 4 exons. The coding region runs from base 140 to 487 and encodes 115 amino acids. The record is from RefSeq and is a predicted model, not a curated record. Lineage: Eukaryota; Viridiplantae; Streptophyta; Magnoliopsida; Brassicales; Cleomaceae.